AUGGCUUUUGCUCAUAUGUUCUCUAAUCGCCUUUUCAACUACUUGAUCGCCGCGAUACUCGACACAGUUCUCACUAUAUUCUGGCUCAUAUCAUUUGCCGUUCUUGCGGCGCAAACAACGGUGUUAUGGGCCCACGGCACUGAUUACUGCGAAAACAACAAGUGCCCCGACAACCUCAAGGCCGUGACUAGUUUCUACGGAUAUGUCUUUGCGACUUGCGUCGGUCUUGGUGGCUUUGCAUUUCUACUCUCAUGCAUCUGCCUUAUUUUCCACGGCAUUGUCAGGUGUCGACAACACCGAUAUAACCAAAUCGGCACCAAUAACGUUUCCGAACCAAUUUUUAUCGGCGACAGACAUCCCCAGGGCUCGAACGAGUAUCGCCCUUUGGCAUGAGCUAGUUAUUUGG
Molecule: messenger RNA, 406 nt
Organism: Fusarium redolens
Lineage: Eukaryota; Fungi; Ascomycota; Sordariomycetes; Hypocreales; Nectriaceae
Exons: 2
Coding region: 1-393 (130 amino acids)
Source: RefSeq, a predicted model, not a curated record